GCUGAGCUCACCCUUCUGCAAGAGCAGAAUGGAUUUCUGACCAUUAUCAACAACCAGGCAAAACUCUGGUGGUCUACCAAUGCAGAAGUAAUACGAAAGGCUAGAGUAAUGAGUUAUGAAGACCUAGAGAGGGCACGAAUGCAGCGAUGUGCGAAGGACGCCAAGAAGGGGGCUGGAAGGUUCAGAAACGAUCGGGGGCCGCGUCCAAACAAAGGACGUCUGACACGGGCGUAGUAGAGGUGCAACCCUAGCAUCCUGGUGGUGGACAAGAGUCGGGCUCUCCAUCAGGGUGGUCGCGCAAGGGCGAGACCCAAGAGGGCAGAGAUGUCCUGAAACCGUGGCGAGCUCCAGUCGCAAGGAUGACUUCGCCGAAGCGCCUGAGAUCUGCGAAGGUACCCGCCAUGUGUACGACUGGAGUGAGGUCCUGGCAACGGGGGAAUUUCUAUACGAGCAUCGCAAAGCUCGGAGCGCCUUAAUCGUACCACAAGAUGCUGAAUAUUUUGCUGGUGGAGGCGAGCUCACACCCGAGCACGAAGCACGGCGAGGAGUAUGGCCGGGCACCAUUCGGUUUGGCAGCAUGGAAUCGCCGUGAAGCAGUAGUGAAGCAGCUGCCUCACACGGGCAAGGCGGAGGGUCAUGGCCAGCAUACUGGUGACCGGACACCAUUCAGCUGGGCAGUAGACAAUGGGGAUGAGGCAGUGGUGAAGCUGAUCUCAGACUCGCUCUGAAUCUCACGUUAUGCGCUUUUUGUCAGGGAACCUUCACCAUAGGCGUUAUGGCUUCGAGCCCGCUCCUUUGCCUACGUUCAUA
This is a messenger RNA of Baudoinia panamericana UAMH 10762, 810 nucleotides long. RefSeq lists its product as uncharacterized. The transcript has a single exon. Lineage: Eukaryota; Fungi; Ascomycota; Dothideomycetes; Mycosphaerellales; Teratosphaeriaceae. Bases 489 to 728 code for a protein of 79 amino acids. The record is from RefSeq and is a predicted model, not a curated record.